AAUGACGCCAGCAAGGUGACUUCUAAGGGGGCAGGGCUCUCGAAGACCUUUGUGGGCCAGAAGAGUUCCUUCCUGGUAGACUGCAGCAAAGCCGGCUCCAACAUGCUGCUGAUCGGGGUCCAUGGGCCCACCACCGCCUGCGAGGAGGUCUCCAUGAAGCAUGUAGGCAACCAGCAAUACAACGUCACAUACGUCGUCAAGGAGAGGGGCGAUUACGUGCUGGCUGUGAAGUGGGGGGAGGAACACAUCCCUGGCAGCCCUUUUCAUGUCACAGUGCCUUAAAACAGUUUUCUCAAAAAAAAAAAAAGUAGCU
Molecule: messenger RNA, 313 nt
Organism: Symphalangus syndactylus (siamang)
Lineage: Eukaryota; Metazoa; Chordata; Mammalia; Primates; Hylobatidae
Product: filamin-B
Biological process (GO): actin cytoskeleton organization
Molecular function (GO): actin filament binding
Source: RefSeq, a predicted model, not a curated record